AUGGCGGCAGUCAGCAUCAUCACCGUCAUCAUCAUCGUCAUCAUCGUUGUCAUCGGCGACAUCAACCAGCCUCCUCCCCCCUCGCUUCCACCACACUGCCGACUACCCACACUACCGUACACCCCCCCCCCUCCCUGCUCGGAAGCCGCAGCAUCCGUCGUUCCCGCUCCCAUCGCGCAUGGUCACACGGCAUGA
Exserohilum turcica Et28A is the source of this 195-nucleotide messenger RNA. RefSeq lists its product as uncharacterized. The record is from RefSeq and is a predicted model, not a curated record. The transcript is spliced from 2 exons. Bases 1 to 195 code for a protein of 64 amino acids. NCBI's taxonomy places the organism in Eukaryota, Fungi, Ascomycota, Dothideomycetes, Pleosporales, Pleosporaceae.